GGAAAAUAAAGCCAUGAAAGACAAGCAACAGCAGCAGCAAAAGAAGAAGAAGGAUCGCACGUGGGCUGAAGCUGCCCGCAUGGUGCUGGAAAAUUAUUCCGACGCUCCAAUGACUCCUAAACAGAUUCUCCACGUUAUAGAGACCGAAAGGCUGAAGGAAAUGAGAAGUGGUACCUCUCCUUUGGCCUGCCUGAACGCAAUGCUUCACACCAAUUCGCGCGCGGACGAUGGCAUGUUUUACAGGCUCCCGGGGAGGAUGGGCCUUUACACUCUGAAGAAGGACGCGUUGUUGUGGUCCAAAAACAUCCCCAUUGGUGAUGGCGAGGGUUACGAAGACGGACCUGACUUGGAGAGCUGCGAUUCCAACGAAACAAGUACCACAGGAGAGGAAAAUGAUGUCUCGCCCGGGUCCGAUGAGACCUCCUCCAAUGCGUCGUGUUCCACUGAGGUUCAAGCCAAGCAGGUGUCGCCUGGGAAACAUGGCAGCCACAAAGCAGCUCAGCAGUCCGCGAAGCAGCAGCCGAAGAAGAAGAUCGGCGUGCCGGUGAUGAUGAGCAAGUCCAUCCCCAGGGUGGUGCUGACACCACUGAAAGUCAACGGGGAGCAUGUGGAGUCCGCCUCGGCAUUCGCAGCCAAGCAUACAGAUGGCGAAUCCAGCAGUGCAUUGAGCAGCAGUUCCUGCACAGUGGCCUCCAGCGCUGCUCAGUACAGCCGAGCGGAGCUCAGCAAGCUGCAGUGCAGGCCAGGACUCAGCCGAAAACCCGGGCAGCACUUCAGAAACCUGAGACGUUCGAGCACAGGACAAAUGAAGCGAAACCGUGGGGAAGAGAUUGAUGUAGAAACACCUGGAUCGAUCCUGGUCAAUACGAACCUGCGCGCAUUGAUCAACUCACGGACCUUCGCCUCGUUACCUCUGCACUUCCAGCAGCAGCUGCUCUUCCUGCUGCCUGACGUGGACCAGCAGGUCGGGAAUGACGGCACGAUGCGACUGUGCAGCUCGGCCCUCAAUAACGAGUUUUUCACAUCAGCGGCUCAAGGGUGGAAGCAGCGAUUAGCAGAGGGCGAAUUUACACCCGAAAUGCAGCUCCGACUCCGUCAGGAAAUGGAGAAAGAGAAAAAGGUGGAACAGUGGAAGGAGAAAUUCUUCGAGGAUUAUUAUGGACAGCGGCUGGGGUUGUCCAAACAAGACUUGGAGCAACAAACUGACUGCCGAGCGGGCGUGGGGAACGCAGCCAAUUCCCAGCCUCCGCACAAGGCAGGACCGUCCAAACAGCCCAGCCCCCAGCACAGGCCCGAGGAGAGCCUGAGGAAAUGCACGAGAAGCGCAAAGGCAGAGCUGAAAUGCCGGGUGAAGCGUGCCGUCCUUAAGGAGACGGAGCUGAGCCCUGAGCCCCAGCCCGAGCCCCAGCCCAAACCUGAGCCCAACGAGUCGGCUGAUGUUUCGUUGCCGUCUCGGGACUCAAGGGGACGCGAGAAAUGCUCACAGGAGGUCCAGGUGAUCGAGCCGCCUGGCGCUGCGAGGGUUAACAAGAGCGAGCCUUGCCCUGAGAGGAACAGGGAGGAAGCGAUCCCAAGCAAGUCCGACCCCGACCCCAAACCAGCCCCGGAGAAACCCGUGGUGUCCCAGGAGAGGCCCGAGCGAGACCCAGAGCCGGUCAGCCCGCGGCCGGUCAGCCCGCAGCCGGAGCCGGUCAGCCGGCAGCCGGAGCCGGUCAGCCGGCAGCCGGAGCCGGUCAGCCCGGAGCCGGUCAGCCCGCAGCCGGAGCCGGUCAGCCUGCAGCCGGUCAGCCUGCAGCCGGUCAGCCUGCAGCCAGUCAGCCUGAAGCCGGUCAGCCUGCAGCCGGAGCCGGUCAGCCUGCAGCCGGAGCCGGUCAGCCUGAAGCCGGUCAGCCUGCAGCCGGAGCCGGAACGGAUUGACGGGGAGCCAGAGCGGAGCGGCGAGAGGGUGGAGCGGAGUACCGGACAACCGGCCAGCCUCCCCAGGGACCAGACCACCUGCCUGAGCGCCAGGGCUGCCGCCUGGAAGAGCGAGCCAGAGCACAGCUGCGCGGAAGCCAAGGAGCAGAAGAGGAAGUCGGCGGAGCCCAGUGCCUCCACCUCCGGCCCCGAAAAGAAGCCCAGGCUGGACGAGCAUCAGUCCUUUCGGACCCCAAUUGAUAGCUUUCGGACAGAAAGGGAACAACCAACGAGAGAGGAGCCAAAGGUGCCACCUAUUAGGAUCCAGCUCUCAAGAAUCAAGCCUCCGUGGGUCGUCAAGGGUCAGCCAGCGUACCAGAUCCGGCCAAGGAUCGUCAGCCCGGCCGGGGCAGGACCAGGCGGUGGGGGAGGAGGCAGCCGGGAGAGGACGGGGGCCAGGACACUGGCCGACAUCAAGGCCCGAGCCCAGCAAGCCCGAGCCCAGCGGGAAGCUGCGUCUGCUGCGGCCGCCAGCGGGGGAGGGCUGGAGGGGGAGGGAGAAGGUGCUGGUGGUGAUGGGGGAGGUGCCAUUGCCCAUCCCGACGGAAGAACAACGGCUCCUGAACCGAGUGUGGCACAACAUCAGCCUGGAGCACAGCUACGCCAAGCCGGUGCCUCGGGCAGCACAGAGGAGCCCGGGAUUGGCCGCAGCGCUGAUCGUAAGCAAAGUGUUGUAGCCGAGGAUCGCGAUCCGGCUCGGUACAGUGUGUUAGCGGCCGACAACGAUGAUGACCGGCCGCCGGGACCCGAAUGCGAUGUCCCAUUAGUCGUUUCCCCGACCAACACCGUUGUCGAGGAGGAAGAGGAGGAGGAGGACGGAAACUCCGGCCGCCAGACUCUCGUCCUGUCUCUCUCCCAAACCGACCUCCGUGUCCAGACGCCUGAUUCUGUCGACCUGAGUGGCGAUGGCUUCCUCCCGGAGACUGAGGAGACUCCGUGCCAAGCCACGGAGCCCAGCAUCGCCGUCACCAUAACAACAGCGACCGCGACACCAGGGUCGUCACCGAGCUCCGGCUGUGAGACCGACGCCCCCAGCUCCACGGAUCGCCCGUCCUUACCGUCAGCUCCUCCGAUCGAGUCUCCGGAAGCCGAGGGUGGGAUUCCGGGGCCGGGCAUGGUGGCGCCAUCACCGCCCGAGCCGGUUGAGACCGUGGCCGAGGGAAGCCGCUGCUGCUCGGAGCUGGAGGAAUGUGAUCGGUUGGAAGCUGGAACGCUGGGAGAGAGCUCGAGCGGACCCUCUUUAGUGGAGCAACGAGCAGGCACGUCAGUGAUUGUAUCCGCUUCCCCCCCAGCAAAGGGAAAGCUUCCUGCACCGGGGGAGGGGGCUGUGAAGGAACGGGACACCGAGCAGCGGCAAGCAGAGGAGGAGGGGGUCCGACCGCAAACCGAGCCCUCGGUUUCCCUCCCGGAGCUCGGCCCCCGCGAGCGCUUGGCCAGCAGAGUCCUGCAACGAAGCGGGGGAUCGGACACCGACCAGAGCCACGCAAUGAGGAGUCAGCUUCUCACCGGCAGCUUCCCCCGGCACGAUCUUGGAGAAGGUGCGAUGGACCACGCACGGGGUCCCGAUUGCCCUUAUGUCAGCGACAGUGCGGAAUCCUGCCCGGGAUUCCCACGGCUGUCCCAGGAGGGUCCACGGGAGCGAGCCCCAGAUCCGACAUCAACAACAACACCGCAGCCGUACCCGGCAGAAGCCCCAUUGCUGCCCGGCGCUGACGGCCACAGGAGGCCAGGGCUGGGGGGCUUGGGCUCGAGCCGCCCCCUCUCGUCGGUGGAGGCCAACAACCCACUGGUCACGCAGCUCCUGCAGGGCAGCCUCCCCCUGGAGAAAGUGCUGCCUUUGUCGAACUCCAGCACCAAGCUGGAGAUCACCCGGCUGGCGGGACCCCCACCCGAGAGCCCCCCGCUCCGGCCUGAGCCCAGUCCCGGCCAAACAGACCCCAGGGGCGGUGAUGAAUCGACCGAACUUCAUCCACACAAAGCACCGGCCAGGGAAUCCCGGGACAUCAUAGUUCAGAAACGCCCGGAGCUGAUCAGGCAGUGGGCAGCCACGUUGCCCAGAAAGCCCCUCAUGCAGACUCGGGUGGUCCUGGAGCGGGAAAGCAGGAGCCAUGGCGAAGGCUUCAUCUCCCAGGAGCAGUUGAACCGGGCACUGAUUCUCUCGGGGGCGGUGGAGGAGAGUGGCGUACGGGGGCCGCAGGCCGUCUGCGGCUUCGAAAAUGGGGGUAAGGAGACGGGCUUAAAGGGGCCCUUGAACACUCGGGGGCCCGGCUCACAGAGAAGCGGCCCCGAGACACUGAAGCAGAUCGGAGCUGUGACCGGCUACUAUGUCCCCAGCGGGCGCCUGGACGGGACACGGAACGCCAUCUUCGGCUCCGUGAUCGCAAAGGCCCGCGGUUACCCCCACCUUGCGGCACACAAGGACGGGGGCUUCAGGGUGACGGAAGUCAUCAAGGUUCAGUCCAAGGGCCCGGGGGCCGAGCACCCGGAGAAGCUGGUGGGAUUGGUGGGCACGGAUUGUCUGCCCGCUCUCGCCCUCCGGAGGGACUGGCUCCCCAGGCUGAGAGAGGGCUUUAAAGUCAUCAAAACCGAAGGCCUUCCCGCCUGCCGAGGGAUGAGCAAGAGCCAGGACAUUGUCAGCCUGAAGGGGGGGACCCACUUCCCGCUGGAUCCCAAAGACAAGCUGCGGCUGGUGAGCUCGGUGCAGGUGGAUAGCGCCAUCGGGAAGGCGAUCCGUGAGAGCGGGCUGCAGUUCCAGCGCUCGGCGGAUUGCUCCCCGACCCCUUCGCCGUUCAGCGUUCAGCAGCAGUUGUACGGGAAGCUCCCGAAGCUUUCCUUCAGCUCCACCGGGUUCAGCCACAUCGCCAGCGCCUCGGUAUCGGAGCUCUCCGCCGGGAGCUUCCCAGCUUCCAUCGCCGGGAGCAUGAUGUCCCUCAGCCAGAAGGCGAACUUUGCCAGCCACAACUCUGCGCUGUCUGGCCAGACUUUUGCCGGCAACACCAGCGUGGAGGAGAUGACUCUGAAAUGUUCCUGCCGGCUAAAAGCCAUGAUCAUGUGCAAAGGCUGUGGGGCAUUUUGUCACGACGAUUGUAUAGGACCGUCUAAGCUGUGCGUAUCAUGUCUUGUGGUAAGAUAGUGAAGAGAUUUCCCAAUCUCCGCUGCAGUAAUGUGGGUUAUUAUAAGCAUGGUGAAAGUGCAACAUAUAUGUAUCAGAGUUACACAUCACGGUGUAUAAUUUAGCCUUUUUUUUUAACUUUUUUUUGUGGGGUGGGGGGAGGGUUGAAGGGGAGAGAGAGAGUGUGUGAGUGAGACCAGUCUGUCCACUGUACAUAAAUGCAAAGUUAGGUGAAUUCUUUUGAAAGUCUGUGCAGAACAAGCAACUACCCGUGUGCAAAAUCAUGACUGACUCAGCUAUCCGUUGAAGAUCCUGUAUUUUAUUUCAUGCUUUUUUUAAUAUAUAUAUUAUUAUAUAUGUAUU
This is a messenger RNA of Callorhinchus milii (elephant shark), 5431 nucleotides long. Its product is annotated as ASXL transcriptional regulator 1. The transcript is spliced from 13 exons. Gene Ontology annotation, biological process: animal organ morphogenesis; positive regulation of transcription by RNA polymerase II. NCBI's taxonomy places the organism in Eukaryota, Metazoa, Chordata, Chondrichthyes, Chimaeriformes, Callorhinchidae. The record is from RefSeq and is a predicted model, not a curated record. Gene Ontology annotation, molecular function: chromatin binding; peroxisome proliferator activated receptor binding; DNA binding. Gene Ontology annotation, cellular component: PR-DUB complex. Bases 14 to 5089 code for a protein of 1691 amino acids.